Spirometra erinaceieuropaei is the source of this 3796-nucleotide messenger RNA. The record is from the annotation of a GenBank genome assembly. Lineage: Eukaryota; Metazoa; Platyhelminthes; Cestoda; Diphyllobothriidea; Diphyllobothriidae.
AUGGCGGCUGAGAUGGCCUCCCUUAAACUACAGCUUGCACGCCUUACUUCCAGUCGCUCACGCAGCCGUCGUCGUUCUCGUUCGCGACCGCGGAAUGCUGAUACUUGUUGGUAUCACACUAAUUUCGGCGAGAAGACCCGUCGUUGUUCCCCACCAUUUUCUUUUAAGUUGAAACAGGGAAACCGAUCAGCCAGAGAAAAGACGCGACCGUUAUUUCUGGCUCUUCCGGCUCUGGUCGCACCUUCUAUGUAUGUAUGUUUGCGACACCGCGACUCGCAGACGUUUCCUUGUGGACACUGGAGUCCAAAUCAGCGUUGUUCCCCAACUCCAGCUGAUCGUCGCUUCCCCAGCCCUGGUCUUCACCUCCAAGCUGCCAACUGUUCCCACAUUCCCACUUUGGCAGUCUGUCCCUCACCCUGAACAUUAGCCUUUGUCGGUCGUUCACCUGGAUCUUUGUGAUUGCUGAUGUUCCUCAUGCGAUUUUCGGCUCGGACUUUCUUUCCGAGUUCGAUCUCCUUGUUGACUGCCGACGUGCCCGUCUCCUCGACCGCAUAACCGGUCUGUCUGUUCGUGGGCUAACUCCCUUUACUGCCCCCACCAACGUAUCUGCCCUGGAUACAAAUAUUUCUAGCUUCUUCCGAGAACUGCUUCUUAGACAUCCCAAUAUAAGCAAACCCCAGUUUCGCAGCGGUGAGGUCCAACAUGAUUUUGUGCACCAUCUCCGCACCUCAGGUCCUCCCGUGUUUGUUCGGCCGAGAAAACUAGCACCGGAGCGUUUCCAGACCGCGAAGGCGGAGUUUGAACACAUGCUGCAACUGGGAAUAAUUCGACCGUCCGAGAGCCCUUGGGCAUCCUCAAUGCACAUGGUGCCUAAGGCGACAUCAUGCGACUGGGGACCUUGUGGCGACUAUCGUGCCCUCAAAAGCGCCACCAUUCCUGUGUCUCAUCUUCAGGAUUUUGCUAGAGCCCUUUUCGGCAAAGCGGUUCUCUCGAAGAUUGAUCUGCUACGGGCUUUUCAUCAGAUUCCAGUCGCCCCUAAGAACAUCCCUAAAACUGCCUUCACCACACCCUUCGGUCCCCUCGAGUUCAUGCGCAUGCCAUUCGGUCUUCGUAAUGCCGCCCAAACGUUCCAGAGGUUCAUCGACCAUGUCUUACGUAGCCUAUCCUUUGUGUACGCCUACACUGAUGACCAUUUGGCGGCCAGCCGGAAUGAGCAUCAUGUUUUGGUGUUUGACCGCCUUGACAUGUUUGGCGUUGUCAUCAACCCCUCCAAGUGCGUGUUAGAUGUGCCUUCGCUCGAGUUCCUCGGCCAUCAUGUCGACUUUGAGGGUUUGCGUCCCCCCUCCAAGUUUGAAGCAAUUCGUAAUUUCCCUCCACCAACUCCCAAGCGUCGGUUGCAGCGAUUCCACGACAUGGUCAAUUUUUACCGCCGGUGCCUACCGAACUGCGCUGACCUCAUGCUGCCGCUCACCAACGUGCUUUCUGGUUUUGAAGAAGGAGACACGAUCGCUGGAUCAAGAACUUUAUUAGCCCGACGUUUCGGAUUCUUGCUCCAAACCAUCAUCAGAGACAAAUGCAGAUACAGGUGGUUCAUGCACACGGGGUUGGAGUUGGUCACAGAUGGGGGAGCAACCAUCAGACGUCAGGUAAUGAAACCGAAGGACCCGCUGACACGGAAAAAAACGUCUGGGGUCGUUUAUCAGAUUUGAUGCAGUUGCGGACAAAGCAACUACAUCGGAGAAACCUGAAGACAGUUCCGAACGCGAAUGGCCGAACACACUGCAGCGGUGCGGAUAAAUGACGCCAGCUCUCAAGUUGCAGCUCAUUCGAAGAGAUCCGACGACACAUUCAAAUUCGACGAGGUCGAAAUUCUCACAAGAGUUGACAACCGCAUGAGCCGGGAGCUGCUUUAGUCAUGGUUUACUGACACGCAGUCCAUUAACGAGUGCAAUGACCUUCUCCUUCCAUACUCGGUGCUGAGACUUCUCCUAGGCGGAGUAAUUCGAUACGCGGGAAGCGCACAGGUGAACACUUUCCCCAGCGCCAGGGUCGGUGGAUCAGAUGGUCGGGCAACCAUCACACCAGCAUCUAACACACGUGAUGAAAUUUCAGCAAUUAACGCCGCGAAUGUCGGCCAUCAAACAGUCAUAGCACCAAGUGCAACGAUCACUAAUGAAAGGGGGAGCUGUGAAUAUUCAUAUGUGUGCGGUAGAAUGGCGACUGCAUCCUAUGAAUACUGCAGCCCCUUGUGCAUGAACCACCCGCAUCUGCUUUCGUCUCUGAUGAUGGGUCUGAGCAGGAAUCGGAAACGUCAGGCUAAUAAAACUCGUGUUCCGGCAAUCGUGUCUCCUUCUUCAAGACUGCUUCCUGGGAAUCGUCAUUUCGCUUCUAUUGGCAAUGCGUUCUGGUCCCAAAGAUCUCCUCGAGCUGACUGGUGAAGCACUGACUGCUUUUGAGAGAAUCAAGAAUUCCCUUGCCGACGCCACUUUUCUCACGCAUCCCACCCCCGAAGCUCAGAUGUCCCUGAUGGUAGAUGCGUCGACCGUAGCCGUGGGUGCAGUCCUUCAACAACACCUUGCUGGUUCGAUUCGACCACUUGCCUUUUUCUCCAAAGAGCUCUUACCAACUGAGACAUGCUACAGUACCUUUGGCCGUGAACUACUUGCCAUUUACCUGACUGUGAAGCAUUUCCGGCAUUUCCUUGAAGGUUGCGACUUCACUGUUUCCACGGACCACAAACCGUUGACUUUGCACUUCGGUCCCACUCCGACAAGUACAAUCCGAAGGAAAUCGCCCACCUGGACUGCAUCUCCCAAUUCACAACCGAAAUCCGCCACAUUGAUGGCUCGAAGAAUGAGGUGGCUGAUAUGCUGUCCAGACCCUCACUGUCUUUCCACCAACUCUCACACGGGAUCGAUCUUUGUGCCAUGGCGGCUGAGCAACAGCGAGUCGGUUGUCCUGGCGAUGAGUCCGUUAGUGGUCUCCAACUCAAAGACGUUCCUCUGACCACCGGCUCUGGUACCAUACUUUGUGAUGUCUCGACUCUUUUUUAUCGUCCUUUCGCGCCCGCCUCGAUGCGUCGAGCUGUAUUUCAAACUCUGCAUGGAUUCUCUCACCCUGGGAUCCGAGCCUCUCAAAAGCUCCUCGCGGGAAGGUUUGUCUGGACUGGCAUGGACAAGGAAGUCAAAGCUUGGGCCCGAUCGUGUCUGAAUUGCCAGCGCAACAAGGUGCAACGUCACAACAAGUCCCCACUAGGCACCUUCCACAGCCCCGACACACGAUUCAGUUAUGUGUACCUGGAUGUCGUAGGUUCCUUGCCACCAUCCAAUGGUUUCACCCAACUCCUUACCUGUGUCGAUCGGUACAUCCGCUGGCUGAAGCCAUUACUUUGCCGAAUGCAGAGACUGAAACAAUCGUGAAGGCCUUUGUCAGUCGUUGGGUCGCUAUGUUCGGUGCCCCAUCCACGGUUACGACUGAUCAUGGUACCUAGUUUGAGUCUGCACUAUUCCAAACGCUACUCAAUUUUCUUAGCGGCACACGCAUUCGGACGACAGCCUACCACCCAGCUGCCAACGGUAUGGCUGAGCGUUUCCAUCGCCAGCUAAAGACCACCCUGCGUGCCGUAGAAAGCCCAGGAAACUGGUUAGACAACCUUCGUCUUACACUCCUCGGCAUCCGCGCAGCUCUGAAGUCGGAUCUGGACUGUGGCGCUGCUGUAUUGGUCUUCGGCACUACCCUCCGACUGCCAGGCGAGAUGGCCCCCCCCGACCUCUCGAGGGGCCGACGAGACUCCUGA